AUGGCACCUGUCCCUCUUGACCCCAUACCUCUGGAGAACUCAAAGUUCAACCUCGAUAUAUUCAGCGUAGCUGGCUUCUUCGGUGGCGAUGAAGUCGUUGAAGCGAUGGCUACUCUUCACCUCUACAAGGGGAGGAAGUGGCGGGGAUGGUAUAAUUCUCCAGGAGCCUACACGGUAGCGAAGCAUCUGGGUCGCAUAGCUGACUCGCGGUUUUGGAGAGCGCUCUUCCCUGGCGCGUGGCAGGAUCCAGCAACGGCCUUCAGUUUGGACGGGAAGAAAGGUCCCAAAUACCUCGCAGUCCUCUCCGGGACAGAAAUGCCGACAGGCCAUGCUGGGUAUCUGCUUACAGAAUUUGUCAAGAAGCUGGCGGGGAAAGAUUUAUGGGAUCGAGACCAUCGUAGGACAGCAUCCACGAGCGUCACCAUCGUUGAUAUAAAACGCGUCAUCAAGCUCGACAACCUCUCCAUUUCAAGUUCCUCCCUUCACCUCCUCAUAUCAUACUUCACCAUGCUGAGCAGCAUAGCAUGUGCCGUGUUCAGCUUCCUCUUCUUCAACGACAAGUUCUGCUUUUCCGCCAUCCUCCUUGGCACCCUCAUCAGCGGGACGUCGUCGUUAGUGAUUGGAACAGGCAGCCUCUCCCUCGAAAGUGUGUUCAAGCCUGCACCAGGCUCUCCGCCUGGCGAUGGCGUGUUGCUGGGUCAAAGUUUUAUUGUCCUGCGUGGAUCCGAAAGCGACGUCAACGCCAUUACAAAGGGAAGAUUCUGCCUUCACAUGACCGACCAUCCCUCGUACCGCAACAUCGGCAUAUGCGCAUUCCUCUAUUUCCUACAGUUUCUAGCACAGCUCUUCCUUAUACCGCAAGGAAACCUGCCAGGACAGUUGAUGUACCUGGCAUCGUUCGUCAUAGCCUGGAUCAACAAUUGCGUAGUCGCCUCGAUAGAUAAAGAAGAGGUUCAAACAAAUUUGCUGGCCGACUCUGUCAAGAUGGAAACCACAAAGUUCGCCAUGCCCAAUCGAACCACGGCGGUCAUGUUUACGUGCCUCGCCCUCCGCCGAGCUGCCGACGAGAAGAAAUCGUGUCCGGCAUACAACGAUUUCGUCCCCAAAAAAUUGCUCGAGCACCUACUUCCGAACGAUACCCGAGUGUGGCAGGAAUGGAGGCGCAUUGUUUUACAGGUCCUCGAGUCUAAAAGUUCUCCAGAAUAUUUAACCGGGGCGCUGAAUGAACCAGAAAUCCAGGAACUUCGAUACGAUCAACAAGAGCUGCUGAAGACUCUACUGCAUGAUGCAGAUAAAGCCUACAAGAAGUACCAAGAAAUCAUCAGCAAUGGGGGUGUACAUAGUGAGCAAUGUUCCAUCUAA
This is a messenger RNA of Cyclocybe aegerita, 1362 nucleotides long. The record is from the annotation of a GenBank genome assembly. NCBI's taxonomy places the organism in Eukaryota, Fungi, Basidiomycota, Agaricomycetes, Agaricales, Hemipholiotaceae.